AUGUCAACCGCACUGCAGCCACUGGAUGGCCUUAUCGUGGACCAACCUCCACCCACGGCUUCAUCGUCAUCCCAGGCAUUGAAGCCUGGGCGGGUGCUUGCCUGUGUUCUUUGUUCGCAGCGCAAGGUGAAAUGCGAUCGCAUCUUCCCUUGCGCGAAUUGCGUCAGGUCUCGAGCUCAGUGUGUUCCCUCUUCGCAAGUCCAACGCGCUCGGACACGUAGAAUCCCCCAGCGAAUCCUCCUGGAACGGUUGCGCACGUACGAAGACCUGCUGCGUCAGAACAAUGUUGCGUUCGAACCACUCCAUAAAGAUUCAGCUAGGGAGCAAGGGUCUUCAAAUGUGAAGAGAGGUUUUGAAUCGGACGAGGAGCAUCCAGAAUCCAUGCAUUCGGAGAUGCCAACUCCCUCGGCUACACCCAGGUCAGGACGGAGUUAUGGAGUCAAAAACGUAUGGCACGUCAUGAGCCAUGGGUAUCGGGAUCCAGAUACUGACAGCACUUCCUCGCAUGAAGAUGAGCUUGAAAGCGCUGUGAAGGAUGCCUGGGAUCAGUCAGUUGCAAACGACGAUAAUCUGUUGUUCGGCACCCGUGGACCAGCAGUCGAUCUUUCUAAUCUUCACCCCCUCCCAGUCCAGAUCUUCAGGCUUUGGCAGGUAUACUUGGAGAACGUAAACCCGCUGCUCAAGGUCACACACAUCCCCAGCCUGCAGGGACGGAUCGUCGAAGCCGUCAGCGAUGUCUCCAAGAUCAGUCCAACUUUAGAGGCACUGAUGUUCAGCAUCUACUGCACCGCCAUCAUGAGCCUUGCCGCCGAAGAUUGCCAGAGACUGUUCGAUUCUUUGAAAGAAGAUCUGUUGAUGAGGUAUCAAUAUGGCUGCCAGCAGGCGCUGUUGAAUUGCUCCUUUUUACGGACCAGCGAUCGAGAAUGCUUGACCGCAUUGUAUCUCUACCUAAUCUCCAUCAGACCCAGCACAGUUCCGCAGUCUCUGUCAUCUAUGCUGGCCGUGGCGAUUCGCAUUGCACAACGCAUGGGCAUUCACAGUGAGUCGGCAUUGGCAAGAUACAGUGCACUCGAGGCGGAAAUGCGCCGGAGGCUGUGGUGGUCGCUGGUACUUUUUGACACUCGCAUCAGCGCGACGGCCAACUCUAGGACGGUGACGCUAGAUCCUACUUGGGACUGCAGAAUUCCUCUCAAUGUGAACGAUUCUGACCUGCGGCCGGAGACGAAGAGGCCGCCGCCAGCAAAUCAAGAAAAUCCGACCGAGGCACUUUUCGCCGUUAUCCGUUGUGAGCUGGGUGAAGUGAUCCGCCACUCGUCUUUCCAUCUCGAUUUUACCACUCCGGCGUUGAAAACAACUGUUGGAGAGAGCGGACUCGGAGGAGAAGAGGCCAAGCUGGCCAAGCUGGAGGAGCUGAUUGAGGACCGAUAUCUCAAGAACUGCGAACCAGAGCACCCACUGCACUUCAUGACGAUGUGGACGACACGGGCACAUCUUGCCAAAUAUCGCCUCCUGGAACAUCAAUCCCGGCAUUCGGGUUCAUCUGCGCGACAGACGGAUACGCAGCGAGAUACCGCCACUUUGUACGCGCUGAGGGUGCUCGAGUGCGACACCAAGGUCAUGACGUCGCCGCUGACCAAGGGAUUCCGCUGGUUGAGUCAAGCCCACUUCCCGUUCCCAGCCUACAUCCAAAUCGCGCAGGACUUGCGAAGCCGGCCUGUGAGCAACAAAUACGCCCCGAGAGCCUGGGAGGUCAUGAGCGAGAACUACGACGCGUGGUUCGGUUCGCAGAACUUUCGGGAAGCGCACAGUCCCUUUUUCCGCCUCUUCGCAAACCUGAUACUCCGGGCGUGGGAGGCGUAUGAGGAUUCUCCCACGCGGGACGAAGAUACUUCUAUUUUCACACCGCUGCCGCCAAGAGUCGUCUCAUCCAUCAGACACGCGCUGUCCCAAAUAUCUCAGCACCAGCACCACCAUGCACAGACCUCCAAUGCUGACACCGACACCGACCCAAAGAGCAAUUAUUUUACGGGCUCCGAAAUGAUAACGGACGAGCAGUGUCUGAUGGCGACCUCGGGCCCUACACCGACCCUGGUGGGGACUUCCAACCAGAGCCUGCCUUACGGAAAUGGAAUACAGGAUGAUGACUUCACACUGCUCAAUCCACAGAUGAUAGACACCGACAUGUGGCCGGGGCAAGAGGCGCUGGGUAGUUACGUGGACCCGUGGGACUGGACUGGCCUUGAUGGACAGCCUGGUUGGGAGGGCUUUUGA
Messenger RNA from Fonsecaea multimorphosa CBS 102226, 2271 nucleotides. RefSeq lists its product as uncharacterized. Gene Ontology annotation, molecular function: DNA binding; zinc ion binding; DNA-binding transcription factor activity, RNA polymerase II-specific. NCBI's taxonomy places the organism in Eukaryota, Fungi, Ascomycota, Eurotiomycetes, Chaetothyriales, Herpotrichiellaceae. The coding region runs from base 1 to 2271 and encodes 756 amino acids. The transcript has 4 exons. The record is from RefSeq and is a predicted model, not a curated record. Gene Ontology annotation, biological process: DNA-templated transcription; regulation of DNA-templated transcription.